CCCCCCCAGCCCCACGGCCCGUAACCCCGCGUCUCGCGGGGCCCUCGGGGGCCCGGGGCGUGGAGGCACUGCGUGUGGCGGCGGCGCGGAGUGGGCCCCGCGUCGCCAGUCCCCGGCGGGCUGUCCAGAGGGCAGUGACCGAGCGCUCGGCCCGCUCCGACGGGCAGUGGACCGGAGCCCUACCAGCGGGCUCCACGCGGUCUUCGCCCUCGCUCCGCUGGCUGUCUCCGGGCCGCCAUGUUCGCCAAGGCCCUGGUCCCCUCCGGCUGCCGGGCCUCGCUGAACAGAACGCGAUCUUCUGAGCCCUGGCUGUUGACAGAGCCCCACUUCGGGGCUACACCGCUCCUGGACUCGCUCACUCCCCUCUCGUCGGAUUUGCCCCGGGCGGCUCGAAUCAACAAGUCUGCUUCCUUCCGUGCACCCCACCCUGGGUGCCGCUUACCACGUGUUUGUCUUCCACGUCCAAGACGUGGGACUCUCACUCUUGACUCUCCCAGGCUCCUUUCCAUCCUCAGCCGGAACCUUCUUGCUUUUUUACCUUUAACAUCGUCUCGACUACUUCCCUUUGAAAGUCCCCAGAGGAAAAAAAGGAAAUCAGAACCUAUAGAAACAAGUAACCAGAUUGACUUGUUGGCUCUUGGUACAGCAGUUGGUAGUAUUUUAUUAUACAGUACAGUAAAAGGAGAAUUACACAGUAAAUUAGUAAGCGGUGGACAUGACAACAAAGUCAAUUGCAUACAGUGGCAUCAAGACAAUGGCUGUUUGUAUAGUUGUUCAGAUGAUAAACAUAUUGUGGAAUGGAAUACACAGACGUGCAAAGUAAAGUGCAAAUGGAAAGGUGACAAUAGCAGCGUUAGUUCCCUGUGUAUCAGCCCAGAUGGAAAGAUGUUGCUUUCAGCUGGUCGAACAAUCAAACUGUGGGUUUUGGAGACCAAAGAACUCUACAGACACUUCACGGGACAUGCAACACCGGUUUCAUCACUUAUGUUCACUACUAUCAGACCUCCUAAUGAGAGCCAGCCAUUUGAUGGAAUUUCAGGUCUUUAUUUUUUAUCUGGAGCAGUACAUGACCGGUUACUUAAUGUCUGGCAGGUCCGGUCAGAAAACAAACAGAAGAAUGCAGUGAUGUCUUUCACAGUCACAGAUGAACCUAUCUAUAUCGACUUGACUUUGUCAGAAAACAAAGAAGAGCCCGUUAAGUUAGCUGUUGUUUGCAGAGAUGGUCAAGUUCAUCUUUUUGAACACAUAUUAAAUGGAUACUGCAAAAAGCCCUUUACUUCAAACUGCACAAUUCAGAUAGCGACACCUGGGAAAGGCAAGAAAUCAACACCAAAACCCAUCCCUAUUCUAGCAGCAGGUUUUUGCUCAGACAAAAAUUCCUUGUUGCUUGUAUAUGGCAAUUGGUUUCAGCCCACCAUUGAGCGAGUGGCUUUAAAUUCCAAAGAACCUCAUAUGUGUUUAGUAAGAGAUAUUUCAAACUGCUGGGCUCCAAAAGUAGAAACAGCUAUAACAAAGGUGAGAACACCAGUGAUGAAUUCUGAAGCAAAAGUGCUAGUGCCUGGGUUACCUGGUCAUCAUGCAGCCAUCAAGCCCGCUCCUCCACAAACUGAGGAAGUAGAGAACAAGAGAAAAUUAGGGGAAAAGGAGGUUAGCAUUGAAGAACGCCUGGGAGCACUGAAUAUAGAAUCAAAAAAAGAAAAGGAGGACCUACAGACAAACAGUUUCCCAGUUCUUCUGGCACAGGGUUUAGAAAGUAAUGAUUUUGAAAUGCUAAAUAAAGUACUUCAAACUAGGAAUUUAAACCUAAUAAAGAGGACUGUGUUAAGGAUGCCCCUGCAUGCUGUUAUUCCAUUGUUGCAAGAGCUUACAAAGAGAUUGCAAGGACAUCCUAAUAGUGCUGUUUUAAUGGUUCAGUGGCUAAAAUGUGUGUUAACAGUCCAUGCAUCCUACCUAUCCACAUUGCCUGACCUGGUACCCCAGCUGGGGACACUAUACCAGUUAAUGGAAAGCAGAGUAAAAACUUUUCAGAAACUUUCCCACCUUCAUGGAAAGCUUAUCCUUCUUAUCACACAAGUUACAGCUUCAGAAAAAACAAAGGGAAUGACUUCUCCUGAACAGAAGGCAAAAUUGGUGUAUGAAGAAGAAUCUUCUGAAGAGGAAUCUGAUGAUGAAAUAGAUAAAGAUUCUGAUGAUAAUUGGGAUGAAGAUGAGGAAGAGAAAGAAAGUGAAAAAGAGGAGGAGGUUGAUGAGGAGGAGGAAGAUGAGGAUUCGGAAGAAAAAGAUGAAGAAAAUGGUGAGGACAGAGAUGUGACAAGUGAAAAAGAAUUAAAUGGAGAUUCUGACUUAGAUCCUGACAAUGAAAGUGAAGAGGAAUGAAGGCAGAAAACAAGCCAGUGGAACUGUAUAGACUGGCUCACCUUCCCAGUGCUGAGAGUUCCCUGGGGAGGCUGGCUGACAGGAUGCCAAGGACCGACCGCUGCACAUUUCCCAGUUGCUGAUGGUGGUUCCCAGGCCCCUAGUCCUGAACAAGACUUAACUGUGUAAAUAUGAGUGUUUCAUUCAAAUGUUAAUAAACUUUACACAGUAAAUAGACACAUUUUCUGCAAUGUACUGACAUCAGUGUCGAAUAUAUGGUAUAUUUUUAUAAUAUAAUAUCCUAGUAUGACUUGGUUAUACCAAGAAUUGGCUUCAGUGAAGAUACAGACAUUUCCCAGAUAGGGUUCAAGACCUGGACUUGUGUGAAGGAGUCAGCUCUUAUCUCAGGUUGGUAUCUUUCACCAAAUCGAGAUAUGAAGCAGCACGAGGGAAAGGAAUUUUAAUUUGAUAAUUAUAAAAUAUGAAGGGAUAACAGAGAGUAAAAAUGUGAUUAAAAAAUGAAAUCACCAGUGUCCCUAGAUUGUCUAUUAACUGUGGUAAUCUGAUUUGAGUCAGAUUGGAUAUUUGGAGGGCUUCUCUAAAACAACCACUUAUUUUUUAAGCUGUCAUGUGAAAUAUUUUUUAAAAACAAAAUUAUGAUAAUUAAAAAAAUUCAAGAGUUAGCCAUAUUAAGGAUUUUUCUUGACUGCAAGUUGGCUGUAAAGAAUCAUUAGUGUAUAGAUUUCGAAGUGCUCAUUACCUGCAACUUUUAAAAAAUUCAGUGAUAGCUGCUUUUGAAGAGGUUUUCAUUUUUAUUUAAAUUACUAAUGGAUCAAAGAACAAUUGUUUAUUUUUUUCUCUUUGGUUUUAGAUAUUGAUGAUAACCUUGUUGGAGUUUUUUUCCAAAGAAAAUAUUUUUAUAAUUAAGUAAUUUAAUGUUUUCCUUUCUUUUCAUUACCCACUCGUGGCAGUGUUAGGGUAUCUGUUUACCUUUAAAAUAAUAAAUCUGACUCAAGAUUUUUUAUGUAUGUAUAAAUACGUAUUUUGGUGUGCCACAAACGCCUUUUCAAAUUAGUGAUUUUUUUUAAAAACAUGCCAGUAUUUGUUUAGUGCUCUCUAGGGAACAUGCAGAUGGAAGCUCACCCCUUAAGGAAGGGCUGGGGAGAUGGGUUUAAUUUUCCCAUCUGUGAAUAAGUAAAACAAAGCCAUUAUCUUUGAGGGACUUUUUAACCAUCUAUGUUCAACUAAUAGCGCUGGAGCGGGAGAAGUAUCUUGGGAAAGUGAGUUUGAGCCAGCUACUGUUAUAAUGUACAGUUAUAUUUGUCUAUAAAUGGAGCCGUUUAUGGGAAUUUAAUACCAUUCUCUUUGUAAAGUGAAUAAAUAUUCAUCUUUAUCCA
Myotis myotis is the source of this 3752-nucleotide messenger RNA. It is a transcript of the gene WDR43, whose product is annotated as WD repeat domain 43. Gene Ontology annotation, molecular function: protein binding. Lineage: Eukaryota; Metazoa; Chordata; Mammalia; Chiroptera; Vespertilionidae. Gene Ontology annotation, biological process: maturation of SSU-rRNA from tricistronic rRNA transcript (SSU-rRNA, 5.8S rRNA, LSU-rRNA). Gene Ontology annotation, cellular component: nucleolus. The transcript has 18 exons. The coding region runs from base 238 to 2376 and encodes 712 amino acids. The record is from RefSeq and is a predicted model, not a curated record.